Molecule: messenger RNA, 897 nt
Organism: Acaulospora morrowiae
Lineage: Eukaryota; Fungi; Glomeromycota; Glomeromycetes; Diversisporales; Acaulosporaceae
Source: the annotation of a GenBank genome assembly
AUGGCUUUACUCGAAAGCGUUUGUCCCGAUCUGAACCUUGUCUCACGCGGUAAGGUUCGUGAUUUGUAUCGCGUCGACGAUGACUCACUGCUUUUUGUCGCGACGGAUCGCAUAAGCGCUUUUGAUGUCAUUAUGAAGAACGGCAUUCCAGGGAAAGGAAAGAUUCUUACACGAAUAAGCGUGUUUUGGUUUAAUUUUCUUAAAGACGUUGUCCCGAACCACCUGAUUACCUCGGAUUUUGCAAAAAUGCCAGCGAUUGUGCAAAAGUACAAAGAUCAACUUGAGCACCGGUGCUUACUGGUAAAAAAUUUAAGAGUUUUCCAGGUUGAAGCUAUUGUGCGAGGUUACAUCACUGGCUCCGCUUGGUCCGAAUACAAAAGGAAGGGAAGCGUAUGUGACAUUCCUCUUCCCGAAGGAUUAUUAGAGUCCCAAUGCUUUGAUCGAGCAUUAUAUACACCAAGCACAAAGGCCGAAAUUGGUCAACAUGACGAAAAUAUCCAUCCGAGCAAAGUACCUGAGAUAAUUGGGGAGGAAUUUGCCCGAGAUAUAACCGAGCUUUCGAUUAAAUUGUAUUCGAAGGCAAAAGAUUACGCAAUUGAAAAAGGAAUUAUUAUCGCCGAUACCAAAUUCGAAUUUGGCGCUGACACCAACGGAAAGAUAUAUCUCGUCGACGAGGUCCUCACACCUGACUCUUCACGAUUUUGGCCCUCCUCUAAUUAUGCGGUUGGCAGAGGUCAAGAAAGUUUUGACAAACAAUAUGUUCGCGAUUAUUUAACGAGCAUUGGGUUUGACAAGAAAACUGGCAUUGACUUGCCCGAUGAUGUUGUACGACAGACACAGGAAAAAUACGUCGAGGCAUAUAGGCUAUUAACAGGAUUCGAGCCAGAUUUUUUAUAA